AUGAUUUCCACGAUAUUUGAUAGAGUUAGAAAAGAAAGACCGGAAAACAUUGAAAAAGUUGUGCCUAUAUCCGGGGAUUUAGUUCUGCCUAACCUUGGUAUAAGCCAAGAAGAUGAAAAACUUUUGAGAAAAAAGGUGGCAGACCCAAUACUUACACUUUCACUAAAGCACUCGCAGAAAGUGUCGUUAAUGAAGAACAUGGUGAUGUUCCUACAAUAA
This is a messenger RNA of Parnassius apollo (apollo), 219 nucleotides long. NCBI's taxonomy places the organism in Eukaryota, Metazoa, Arthropoda, Insecta, Lepidoptera, Papilionidae. The record is from the annotation of a GenBank genome assembly.